Microdochium trichocladiopsis is the source of this 859-nucleotide messenger RNA. Its product is annotated as 40S ribosomal protein S15. Gene Ontology annotation, molecular function: structural constituent of ribosome; RNA binding. The transcript has 4 exons. Gene Ontology annotation, cellular component: cytosolic small ribosomal subunit; ribosome. The coding region runs from base 121 to 585 and encodes 154 amino acids. The record is from RefSeq and is a predicted model, not a curated record. Lineage: Eukaryota; Fungi; Ascomycota; Sordariomycetes; Xylariales; Microdochiaceae. Gene Ontology annotation, biological process: ribosomal small subunit assembly; translation.
AGUGGUCCCCCUCGUCGAAAUCCUCCUCCAGCACGACUACAAUCUGAGAGCGCUCCCUGGAUCAAGGAAUUGCAACCAUCGAGAAGCACACUCCCGGACACAACAACCCAAUCCGCAAAAAUGGCUGACGACCCUGAUUACAACGCCGAGGAGGCCGCCGAGAUCAAGAAGAGAAGACAGUUCCGCAAGUUCUCUUACAGAGGCAUCGACCUUGAUGCUCUCCUGGACCUCGACUCCGAGCAGCUCCGCGAUGUCGUCCACGCCCGCGCCCGCCGCCGGAUCAACCGCGGCCUGAAGCGCAAGCCCAUGGGCCUGAUCAAGAAGCUCCGCAAGGCCAAGCAGGAGGCCAAGCCCAACGAGAAGCCCGACCUUGUCAAGACUCACCUCCGUGACAUGAUUGUCGUUCCCGAGAUGAUUGGCAGCGUCAUCGGCAUCUACUCCGGCAAGGAGUUCAACCAGGUCGAGAUCAAGCCCGAGAUGGUUGGCCACUACCUCGCCGAGUUCUCCAUCUCAUACAAGCCCGUCAAGCACGGCAGACCCGGUAUCGGUGCCACCCACUCUUCGCGUUUCAUUCCUCUCAAGUAAACAGUCGAUCGAGCGUUGGGGACAUGUUGGCGAAAAGGGAAAAAGAUCAUGGCUGCAUUCAUCAUACGGUACAGGCGAACGGGAUGGUCUUUUUUACUACUCGGUAGUUGAGCUUUUGAAAAACAAUGCCGCUACCGGCAACGAUGCACAGGAUGACGACGAAAUGAAAACGCGUUGUCCCAUGCGUGGGUCUGCUUGUUAUGAGCAGAGAAAUCAAAAAAGGAACAAAAAUUCUCAAAGCGUCUUCAAUACCAGUAUCGUAUUGUGUUUGUGC